UGGCAAGCAGUAAUAUCGGAUAUCAAGCGGUACGCUGACGACGAACAUGAAAAACGUGAAGCGGAGGAAAAUUUGAAGAAACGCCUGAAUUUUUACAAGAGAGCGGCUGCAGAUUUCGAGAGAGGAACGAAUAAGAGAAGGAAAAAUGGCAAGAGGAAUUUGUCGGUGAAUAUUCCCAAGCAUAUAGAUAUUAAGCUUAAAGAUCUCGAACAAGUGCUGAAACAUGAACACUUCGAUCAAAUGGAACUGUUGAAAAGAGAACAUAGAAAGCGGAGCAAAUCCCCAACAGCAGUUGAUCAAGCUGUAGCUGUACCAAUCAAAUUGGUUAGAGAAGGAGCCAAGCUUGCCAUGAUGCUGGCUGGCCACAACGCCUCCGAUUUUGAAGAGAAGUCUCUGAGAAUGAUUAGCCCUAGAAUUAUGAGUCUUGUACCAGAGGGUGGAAACACAAGCAGUAAUGAGGUAAAUCUGUUUUCUCCAUCGCUUUUCUCCCUACACAGCCAAGGAGAUGGCAUUGAGAAAUUGACAUCGCUACCGAAUCUAUUAAAAUCCACUGGACUCCUGGAGAAUCAAGAUCAACAAGACUGGAUGGACUUUGUCAUAGAGACGUCAGGUGCUGGCGAUGUGCUUGAAAAGGCCAAGGCGAAGAAGGAGGAGGAAGCAGCAAAGACCGAUGUAAGACGAAUUCGUGGUCCCGACGGCCAGCCAAUUUAUUUGACGAAGGAGAAUGUAACAAAAAUAUUCGGCGGCGAGCAAGCGUCUCGGAUUGAAGUCUUUGAGCAGCUUCAGAAGUCUUUCACACCUGAGCAGCAGAAGGAGAUGAAUCGCACUGGCUAUACUAUUCUGACGGCAGAUCAGCGCGACUUUUUCUAUGGCCCGUCAUCUCCGUACAACAACUCGGCGAAGCUCGACAUUAUCCGCAAUAUAAGUGAUAGCGAUGUGCAUCGUACGGUACGCGACACGGUGCGUGGCGUUGCCGAUGGUCGUUUGGAAUUUGAAGCGAAAGACGGAUCUGUGAAGUUAGUCACGAAGCAGCAGCCUCGUCACAAACGUGCCAUUGUUCUAUCACCUACCAGCGCUAUUUUGAUUAAUGACCCGGUCACUGUCAGUCAACCUGUAAUACUCUCACCUGUCUACCUGUCUGCUCUCAUCUGCUCACCUGCCAUUUUCGGCGUGGUUGUGCUCUCACCGUGGCUUUUCAUACCUGUUGUACUUUCUCCACGUAUAUUUUCACCCGUGGUACUCUCCCCCUUUGCAUUUGUCCCGAUCAUUCUAACACCGUUGGCCUUUGUGCCCGUCAUCCUUUCUCCAGGAGUCAUGAAUCCCCUGAUACUUUCACCGCUCCUCUUCUCUCCUUUUAUUCUCUCACCACAGGUGAUGACACCCUUGAUCCUUUCUCCUUUUGCGCUUUCGCCGUUCAUCGGCACACCCAACGUGCUCUCACCACUCAUUCUUUCACCUUUCGUUCUUUCUCCUAUCAUCUUCUCACCAGCUUACGUUUCAGCUCUCGUGCUCUCACCGUAUGCCUUGUCUCCCAUAUUAAAUUCAACUGGGGCGAUUUUCACAUCAGUCGCGUCUCCGAGUUGGUUGAGC
This is a messenger RNA of Ostertagia ostertagi, 1590 nucleotides long. The record is from the annotation of a GenBank genome assembly. Lineage: Eukaryota; Metazoa; Nematoda; Chromadorea; Rhabditida; Trichostrongylidae.